Molecule: messenger RNA, 2863 nt
Organism: Ornithorhynchus anatinus (platypus)
Lineage: Eukaryota; Metazoa; Chordata; Mammalia; Monotremata; Ornithorhynchidae
Gene: DOHH
Product: deoxyhypusine hydroxylase
Exons: 6
Coding region: 301-1068 (255 amino acids)
Biological process (GO): peptidyl-hypusine biosynthetic process
Molecular function (GO): deoxyhypusine monooxygenase activity
Source: RefSeq, a predicted model, not a curated record
CCGCCCCCUUUCCCGUCGCCCGCCGGACAGCCGGCGGCCCAGUUGUUGGAAACGGAGAGGAGUUGUUCGCAUCCCCGACGCCGUCCCAAGGCGGGUCCUUCCUUUGCUUUAAGAUUUAGGAACUAGGAAGUUGAAGAACUCCAUCUCGCCCCUCUGGUUCCUCAGGCUGAGCCCGGUUAAGGCGCCGGGUUUGAGUCACGUGGAGGGAAAGAUGGCUGCCGUCUGAGGGCUUUCAGACCUUGGCCUGAGGGGUGCCCACUGGGGACCCAGAAACACAGAAGCUCUUCCAGCACCGGCCCGAUGGUGACGGAGAAGGAGGUGGAGGCCAUUGGGCGGACCCUGGUGGAUGCCCGGCAGCCCCUGCAGGCUCGCUUCCGAGCCCUCUUCACCCUGAGGGGCCUGGGAGGUUCGGGAGCUAUUACCUGGAUCAGUCGGGCCUUUGGAGAUGAGUCUGUGCUGCUCAAGCAUGAGCUGGCCUAUUGCCUGGGGCAGAUGCAGGACCCACGUGCCAUCCCCGUGCUGGUGGAGGUUCUAAAGGACACCGGCCAGGAGCCCAUGGUGCGGCAUGAGGCCGGAGAGGCCUUGGGAGCCAUUGGGAACCUAGAAGUGUUGGAGCUGUUGAAACAAUAUGCCAAAGAUCCUGUCAUUGAGGUUGCCGAGACAUGUCAGCUGGCUGUGCGGCGGCUGGAGUGGCUGCAACAGAAUCAGGAGGUUCCUGGCGUCAACCCCUACCUGUCGGUGGACCCAGCACCCCCGGCUGAGGAAAAGGACAUAGGGCGGCUGCGGGCAACCCUACUGGAUGAAUCCCAGUCCCUUUUUGACCGCUACCAGGCCAUGUUCGCCCUACGCAAUGCCGGGACUGAAGAGGCUGUGCUGGCCCUGGCAGCGGGUUUGUGCUGCGGGAGCGCCCUGUUCCGCCACGAGAUUGGCUACGUGCUCGGCCAACUGCAGCACGAGGCCUGUGUGCCUCACCUGACGGCAGCCCUGGCCAGCCAGACCGAAAACCCCAUGACUGGGCUUUCGGCCCGAAGCCAGACCAGUUGGACGCCCCUCCAGAGCCGGUGUUGAGAAAAAGCCUUGGGGGUGAGGACCUGGAGGAGAUGGAGCUGGUGCUGGAACUGGACUGGAGAGAAGAGACGAUGACCAGUGGAGGAGCUGACCCAGGUGGUGAAGCCAUCUCCCGCAGCCUGGACUCCAGCUGCCAGCUCGGGCCCCUACCCUGGCUCUCUCACCCUUUGCCCCCAUUGCCCAUCUAGCCCCUUCAAGGACCCUGCUGGCACUUGUCGGGGUAGUACCAGGAGAGAGCCCACGCGGAGCCAGUGUGUCAACCACAACCUUGCCCCCAGGCCCCAAAAGCUGGACUGGGACGGCCCUUCCCUCUAAAACCUGCCUGUUCUCAGUUCCCCCCUCCCCUCACCUGCCUGUGCCCAGAGGUGGCAAUCCCUCCCCGGGCUGAAGUCCAGCUGCCCCCUGGCCUGGCUAGAGCCGGCCUUUGGGGCCCCGGGAGAUUCUUGCUUUGGGCUUCUGAGCGGGGCUGGUGCCACACGAUGGGGGACCAGAAGGGAUGCAAAUGUACAAAAAGUAGAUGUCUUGACUGCCGGAAGUCGUCGGUACCUUGACCAAGCUGUCCGUCACGUUCAGGGCACAUUUUCUGCUGGAUCCCUACCGCUUGCUCGGUUUGGUGGCCCCUGCUCUAUCCUCAGGAGCCUGACUGGCUGCCGCCCUGGGCUUAUGGCCCCCGGGAUUCAAAGAUUAAGCAAGGCCUUCAGCUGUGGAAGGCCCAGUGGUGUUUUUCUUGUGGCUGGCCAGGGCAGAUCCACCUUCACCCAUGGAGUGGCUCCUAUCCAAUCUGCAGUCCCAUUCCAAUCCCUGGAGGACCUCUCCCUCUACCCACCCCGUAAGAGUUUCUGCCCCAGGCCCAGUCCAUCUGUGCCACGCAUUAGCGAUGUUCAGUGCUGAUUCUCCAACAGGCUCUCCCUCAGACUGCUCCUUCAGAGCCUGGGACCCCUGGAUGACAGGGUUUGGGGCCGCUAGAGGGGUCAACAGUCCCAGGAAGCUUGGGAGAGCCCAAUCCUGACCCCAAUCCCCACUACCCCUCUGCAGCCAAACCCUUUCCCAGCUCUGGCUUGGCCCAAACAGGGCCCUUCUUUGGUCUUGGCCCCUGCCCCGCCUUUCCAUACAAGUAGCCUCAUCCAGUUCUAGCUGCACCCAUUCCUUCACUUACCCUUGCACCUAGGACCCAAUCAACAAGUAAUGAUGCCGUAACUGCAGUUAACAGCAUUAUUGAGGAUAUACAGCACUGUACUCGGGGGUUUAUAAAAGUACAUUAGAAGUCCAAGAGGCGAUCCCUGCUCUUGAGGAGUGUACACAAUAACGGGAGCAUUUAUUGAUCGCUUAGCGUACGACGUGCCGGAGAGUGAUAUAAGUCCUUGGCCCCUAGAGGGCUCGCCACCUUUGUCUGGCACACAGACACCAAGGAAAAAGAUAAUAGGGUAAAUUCAAAAAAAGGCACCGUAAAAUGAUAAUCCUGCAGCACCUCACUUUCCAACCUUGGCUCCCACGGUUUCGGGCGGCCUCGUUCUUUAGCCUCUCUCCUCCCCUGCCCCCCCAUCCCCCUUCCCCCCACCACAGAGUCCCAUUGGAGGGGAGCAGCCUAGGGGCUGUGAAAUACCAGGUUUCAGAUGCAGUAGCUCAGAAUGCAACACUCCAAUGUCACCUCCUCUAGGCCUCCGCCCAAUCCCACCCACCCACAUAAACCGUAGCCCCUGGUACUCAUGCCCUUGAAGAUCGCUAGCAGUGCUAUACCCUAUUUGGGGCUGAAGCUUCAAAAAAUUCAGAAUCAAUAAAGGCAUUUAAUGCCGUC